Molecule: messenger RNA, 588 nt
Organism: Tilletiopsis washingtonensis
Lineage: Eukaryota; Fungi; Basidiomycota; Exobasidiomycetes; Entylomatales
Exons: 1
Coding region: 1-588 (195 amino acids)
Source: RefSeq, a predicted model, not a curated record
AUGUCCGAGGACUUCGUGAUCUACCUCCCGCCCGUGCUGACGGCGCUGCCGCUCCAGCGCACAACGCCGCCGCGCCAGCACGACGGCCCUGUCCGCGUGGCAGUGGCGACGCGCCUCUCCAACGAGGUGCUCCUCAGCGACACUCCAACGAUCAUCCAGGAUCCGAGCACGGGCACGAUCCGCAAGGUCGUCGCGGACAGCCGCGACAUGGAGAUCAUUCUUCCGGACGGCACGCACACGACGGUGCGCGAAGUCGGCGAGCGCCUCGACGUCGAAUUCAUCUCGACGGCCUCGACCAACUGGUCGUCGGUCGACACGACGCUCAACGAGAAUGAUGCCGAUGCUCGCUUCCAGAUCGAGGGGCGCAUCAUCUCGCUCAUGGAGCUCGGCGAGUACUGCCUGGAGAACGCCAUCUUCCUCGGUGUCCCGCUGCACAACGUCCGCUCGGCUCUCAAGGCCAUCUGCGACUACAUGAGCGCCGCCAUGAGCUCGCGUCAGCGUCCUGCGUGGACUGACGUGCGUCGCGUGCUCGACCUGAUGGUUGCCGUUCGCUUCGGCUCCGGCCCGGGCAUCGCAACCGCGCGUUGA